UGACACUCCCUUUCGUGUGGUUUCCUCUGUUAUAGAUGUAGGCGCAUCACAACUUCCCGUCUGAACUUAUCAGUAACACCACCAGAGCACAGGAGGGGAGCGGUCCCGAAAUAAACACCAAGCGAGGAUAGGGACACAAGUUUGUGAAAUGAAGGACAAGCCACCGGAGGAAUGGAACACUGGAGGAAGAACAAGGAAGACAAAGGCCAAGAAAAGUGACCUGCGGGACAAGCCGAUCCCUAUGAGGGAGAAGCAGAGUCUGAGGGAGGCUCAUCAGACUGGAAGUCCUCGAUUCUGGAUUCCCUUUACCCAAAAAUAUUGCUCAUGUCUGCGUCCCGCCUGGGCCAAAAGCCUGCAGAUCCUGGCAACAAUGAAGCUGUGGCAGAAGACACUUAUCGCCAUCAGAGGGAAGUUCGGUUCCAGUAUCAGCUCCUAUUUCUCCUUCCUGCGUUUCCUGAUGCUGCUGAAUUUCAUAUCAUUUCUUCUUACCACCGGCCUGGUCAUCAUUCCCACCGCGUCCCUCAAAGGCUCCACUCACCGUCUUCAUGCAGCACCUUGUGGAAACGUGACUUCCUUACCCAUUAGAUCCUUUCAUGAUGCUCUACUGGACGUCUUCACCGGAGAAGGCUUCAUGGAAGACACUUACCUUUUCUAUGGACAUUACAGUGAGAUGACGGGAUCAGAAUCUUCAUUCAAUACCCGGGUGGCUUACCUGCUCACCCCUCUCCUCUUCUUGUCUCUGUGUGGGCUUGGCCUCCUGCAGAGCACAGUGAAAGGGAUAACACAAAGACGAAUUCGGACCCGAGACUACCGAACCCCCAUCAGCAUCCGAGUGUUUGCAGGUUGGGAUUUCUGUGAACGAGGAGCUGGGACGUCAUCGCUUAAACAACGAAGCCUCAGCAAUGACUUGAAGUCUCACCUGGCAGAGGAGCGUUGGUAUUGGGAGAACUCAAAAAUGUCUGUUAAUGAAAGGGUGCGUGUCCUCGUACUUCGUGUCCUGCUGAACUGCGUCAUCCUGGCAAUAAUGGCGGGCGGAUUCUAUUGUAUAUAUGCUGCCACUGGUAUCUCUCAGGAUUAUGAGCAGAAGUCAGGUAGUCCAGUUGCCGGACUGGUGAUCCAGUAUCUCGCCCAGAUUGUUAUGUCACUGGUUCUCUUUAUCUUGCCCCAGUUCUUCAUACUGCUGGUGAAAUUUGAGGGUCAGUCCCCCCGUGUGGAGAUCACCCUCAUCCUCAUCAGGUGUGUCUUCCUCAGGCUCGGAGCUCUGGGAAUUUUCUUCUUUUCCCUGGGUCAGAAGUUUCUGUGCCUGGGUGGCAGUCAGGCGCCCUGUAAGACCUGCGGAUACAACUCACAAUUUAAGUGCUGGGAGACGUCGUUGGGACAGGAAUUCUACAAGCUCUCCGUGCUCAACUUCCUAGAACUGGUGAUGGAGUUCCUGCUUGUCCAGCUUCCCCGCAGGUUCCUGGUCUCCAGGUCGCAGUGCCGUGUGGUCCGUUGGUUCGGCAAGGAAAAAUUCUGUCUCUCCCAGAAUGUCCUGGACACGGUGUACAGCCAGACGCUGGUGAUGGGGGGAAUGUUCUACGCCCCCUUACUUCCACUUCUCAACCUCAUCUUCAUCUUCAUCACCUUCUAUAUUAAAAAGUAUUCUCUGUACCGGCUCUGUGACGUGUCCAAGAGGCUGUACCGAGCCUCCACCAUGAGGAUCAUUUUUUGCUUUGUCCUUCUUUUGGGGCUCAUCACCGUCUUCCUGCCUUUGAUUUAUCUUGUGACCAGUAUCCGUCCAUCUCACUCCUGUGGCCCGUUUGCUGAAUACAACACUCCCUGGGAGGCCCUUCAGAACAGCACUCGCUCAGCGCUGCCCCCUACAGUCCUCACAGUGUUGAGAUAUGCCACCUCAGAGCCCAGCGCCUACACCCUGCUCUUUGUACUUUGCCUCGCGCUCACUGCCCUUGCGUCCCGGGUGCGUCAGAACGAGAAGGAUGUGGAGCAGCUGAAGGAUCUUUUGUCCAAUCAAAUCGAAGAUAAAGAAUUUCUGGUACAAAGACUGAAAGAGACAGAAGAGCGACAAAGCCAUGACACAGAAGAUGACUUUCAUUCUUUGUGAUGUGGCCGGCCGAGUUUGAAGAGCGAAUGGAAAUUCAGCUGACCUGGCAACUUUUCUCUCAUUGCACCCAAAACCACACAUUUGUUCCUGAGACUAUUGUGAGAGACACACAAUGGGGUUUUAACUGUGAAUUAAACUCCCUUCAGUAAUUGGAAGAUGCCGGCUUUAUUAAGGGACUGCUUGCCUUAAAGAGAAGUACCGGUGCUGUUUGCUCUCCUUUUAGCUGACCCAUAGCGCUCUGUGAAUCCUUUGUCAUGGAUUUUUAUUUUUUUAAUAAAAAAAUAUAUAUUUUAAAU
Molecule: messenger RNA, 2397 nt
Organism: Rana temporaria (common frog)
Lineage: Eukaryota; Metazoa; Chordata; Amphibia; Anura; Ranidae
Gene: TMC8
Product: transmembrane channel like 8
Exons: 16
Coding region: 149-2101 (650 amino acids)
Cellular component (GO): plasma membrane
Molecular function (GO): mechanosensitive monoatomic ion channel activity
Source: RefSeq, a predicted model, not a curated record